Baudoinia panamericana UAMH 10762 is the source of this 1417-nucleotide messenger RNA. RefSeq lists its product as uncharacterized. NCBI's taxonomy places the organism in Eukaryota, Fungi, Ascomycota, Dothideomycetes, Mycosphaerellales, Teratosphaeriaceae. The coding region runs from base 214 to 1143 and encodes 309 amino acids. The transcript has a single exon. The record is from RefSeq and is a predicted model, not a curated record.
UAUUUUGCACUGUAAAAGUAGAAUCGAUCUAGCGAGGAUUGGUUCAUUGCAGCGUGCUCCGAGGAGUCAUGACGCUAGUGCCUCUGAGCCAUCUGCACCUGCGUCAAUCCCGUGACUCAGCAGCUUCGUGGCGAAGCAUUGGCGGCUCCUUCACGACACUUAUACGUUCGCUGGACUCCAGCUCAGACAGUGCUUGAACAUGGACCCCUGCAGAUGUCCAUACAAAGUGCCAUGGAAGGAGACGACUUCCCCGAGGGUAUCGAGACACUCUACCUCUCGGACGGGAAGCCAGCCGGCGAGGAUAUCCGCAAUGCCAGCCCAUCAACGACACCAAGAGUAUGGAUACGGCAGAAGACCUCGUUCCUCGAUCUUCCUGGUGAGGUCAGAAUCAUGAUCUACGCUCUCGCCCUUCAAAGUCCGAACUACGUGAGGCUAUUAUUCCGGUACGACUGCGAGUUCAAUCCCAACAACUUGCGCUCCAAGGGUCAUAUCCCAAAUACCUCAUGGUUCCCCGUCAAGCGAAAGAUUCCCCUCAUUGAGAGCGAUAUACUCAACAUCAACCACUCGAAGAUCUGCGAACAGCUUCCACCGCUCACCCAUGCUAUUCCCUUGCUCACCUCGGAGAUCUUGAGCGCCCAGUAUGCCGUUAAUGGCUUGCACAUCCCUCUGCGCAACGCCCUCGAACGACAAAUGUGCGUGCGAUGGAUCCGUGACCGUGGCAGGGUUCUCAGAGGCGUCACCAAGGUCAAGGUGCAGCUUCCGUGGAUCUUGGUCGGCUCAAUUAUCGACGCCGUCGCAACGUUGACGAAACGCAAUCCCACCGCAGACGGAGUAAAGUGGCAAAUGCGGCUGCAAGGUGCUCCUGUGCCGAGAGGCUUCUGCAUCUGCACUGCCUGGCAAUGGGCCAAGCGCACGCUCGAGCACCACGGCUCUUGUCCGCGUUACACUGGAGUGAGGGAGCUGGGUAUCGGGCUGGUGAUGGAGAGCGUGGUUGAUGUUUGCGAGGCUCUCGAACUUGCUGAGACGACGCGAGCGGCGAUGAUGUCGAGCAGGGAUCACUUCGAUGGGCAGUGCUUUUUCUGGGGUCAGAAACGCGGAGUGAGAUGUGAACACUGUGCUGAAAGGAUGCUCUAUGCGCUGUAAGCGGUCCACUGCUGUUGGGUAUGGAGUAAGACGCAGUCAAGCGCUCAAACGGUCAGGUACCGUCUACCCGAAGAUGUUGGAACGCGUCUCUGUAAAGGCCCGUAAUUGACAGAUCGCCAACACCGGAAGUAAACAUCGCUGAGACCUGGGCAACACAUACCGGGAAGCGGCAGACUAUGCCACAUUCUCUACUGAAAGGGUCUCCUUCACCUUCUGCUGUUCGUGCAGAUUCUGGACGCUCGCCAUCUUCUGCUCGAUUCUGUCGCAAGCAACC